CUUCUAUCGUUUACUACACAAAUAAAAAUAUUACUAUUAUUAAUAUUGUUGAUUAUAUUAUAAGUAACUUUCAUUAUUUUUGAGUGUUUUGUCACAAUCAAAAAAGAGAAAAAUAAUUCAGUUCGGUUUUAUUGAGUUGGAAAAAACAACCUGUUGCAUAUAACACUGGGGUUUUUAAAUGAAACUUAAUUAAUUUUACUGAGCUAUCUGUUUUGCUUUAUAAAAGUAUUCAUGUAUUUUUGAACUCAGGUUCUUCCGGCUAGUCAAUAUUAUGGUGUGUGGUUUUUAUAUUUACUUAGUUACAUAAACUAAUUGUUGUUCUUAUAAACAAAAUAUACACACUCGGACUUUUGUGCAUAUUUAAAUGAUGUUAUCUCGAUCUCCAAUAGUUGCAGUUGUGUAAAAAUAGCAAUUAUUACAAUUAUUCUGUAUACGGGUUUUGAUUAGUGGGCACGAUCUCAAUGUUGUUUAUUGAUAGGAUUUUGUUUUUGUGAAGCUACUAUAAAAAGUGAAUACUAUAAAAUAAUAAUAUACAGUUGAAAAAAAAAAACAAUCUUUUAACGUUAAACUUAUUUAAAAAAGCUCAGAAUCAUCCAAGAAAUAUUUUUAAUCAUUUCAAGAGCUAAACAAAAGUUUACUGUGAACAGUGUUGAAUUAAUAAAAAUAAUAUGUGCCAUAGUAAAAAAUUGUUAUGUGAUUUUUAAAUAACUCUUAAUAGAAAAAAUAUAAAGGUUAAAGUGAAUUCAACUUUGACAAUUCCAAACAAAUACCAUAAACUGUAAAACUUAGAAUAAACUCAGAAUGGAAGGUGAAUCAACAGAAUCAACGCACAAUACGAAAGUAUCGGAUUCAGCUUAUUCAAAUAGUUGCAGCAACAGUCAGUCACAAAGGAGUGGAAGCUCGAAAUCAAGACUCAGUGGCAGCCAUUCAUCAGGAAGCAGUGGAUAUGGAGGCAAACCAUCAACUCAAAACUGUAGCAGUGAGCUUCAUCCUAUGCGUGGCAUGGAUAAAAUGCGAAAGAAGAAAAAACAAAAAUGUUCUACACAAACUAUUUCAAAUACAGUUGAAGGUCAAGAAGAUGUUACUUCAUCUAAUGAAGGUAAAACCGAUGAAGAAUUAUUGGCUGCAUCAGAUACGACUAACUGUCAAACAGAUCGUCCAGAAACUUCAGGCAACGACGAUUCAAUUGAACAACAGAAGUCAGAUAAUUCCUCACAAUUUACAACCUCAUCACCACCACCUGCAAUUGGCGAUUGUACAUCAUCAAAAUUAGAAAAAGAAGAACCUAUAACUAUUAAGUCAGACCAGAAAUCGGUUUCAAGAUCCGAAAAAGCUAAAGAGGAAAGUUUCUGUUGUAUAAUAUCAAUGAACGACGGAUUAGUCCUAUACACAACUCCAACUAUAACUGAUCUACUUGGCUUUCCACGAGACAUGUGGGUUGGGAGAUCGUUUAUUGAUUUCGUUCAUUCCAAGGACAGGGGAACCUUUGCCAGUCAAAUAACAACUGUAAUACCAUUGGCUGAGACACGCAGCACUAUUUCGAAGGAAUGUCUGACACCUUUCUUUGUUAUGAUUCGACGUUAUAGAGGCUUAAAGACAGGGGGUUAUGGUGUUAUUGAUAAAGCACUUAAGUAUGAGCCAUUUCGUUUGACUUUGACUUUUCGCGAAGGUCCACAAACAGUUCGACCAGAUGGAUCAGUUGAAACAUCAGGUUCAACUAUGUUUUUAGUUAUUUGUGCAACAAAUGUAAAAAGCUCUUACAAAGUACCAAGUGAAGUUUUAUCCCACAAAAGUCCUAAAUUCUCAACACGUCACACAGCGGCCGGUAUUAUUUCCCAUGUGGAUAGUUCGGCUGUACCGCCUUUGGGUUAUUUACCACAAGAUUUGAUUGGCAGAAAUAUUCUUGACUUCUACCAUCACGAGGAUUUGGUAUUAUUAAAGGAAAUUUAUGAAACAAUUAUGAAAAGAGGUCCAACAGCUGGAAAGUACUUCUGUAGCAAACCAUACAGAUUCCUCAUACAAAAUGGUUGUUAUAUUUUAUUUGAGACUAAAUGGACAAGCUUCAUGAAUCCAUGGUCGAGGAAACUAGAGUUUGUCAUGGGCAGUCAUAGAGUUUUUCAAGGUCCAAAGAAUUGCAAUGUAUUUGAGCCUGCCUCGAAUGUUAAAAUUACACUUUCGGAGGAAACUCUAAAUCGGAGUAAUCGCACCAAAGAGGAGAUAUUGAAAUUACUCUCGAAAACUUUGCCAAAAACUUCGGAUUCCGUCAAACAACAAGUAUCAAGGCGUUGUCAGGCGUUAGCUUCCCUUAUGGAAACAAUUAUGGAUGAGGUUUCCCGACCUGAUCUUAAGCUAGACCUACCACACGAAACCGAUUUGACAAUAUCGGAAAGGGGAUCCGUAAUGCUCGGCGAGAUAUCUCCACAUCAUGAAUACUACGACAGUAAGUGCCCCACAGAGACGCCUCCCAGCUAUAACCAGUUGAACUACAAUGAAAACUUGCAAAGGUUCUUCAACUCCAAGCCGGUUACAGCCACAGAAGGUGUUGCUCUGAAAUUGGAACAGCCAUAUAAUGAACCAGUAGAUGGUGGUAUCGCUCUAAGCCCUGUCGAGUGUUUUGAACAAAGUGGUGGAAGUGGAUCAUCUGGAAAUUAUACGACAGGCAGUCAUUUUCACAUGGGAAGUAUUACAAAUACAAGCAACCCAGAAACAGGAACAUCGUCUGAAAGUGUACAACUUCAAUCGCUAACUGAAUCUCUAGUAAACAAACAUAAUGACGUCAUGGAGAAGCUAAUGCUCAAGAAGCAUCGAGAAUCAAGAGUUCGACAAGGAAAGAAAAAUCUCGAAAAGAAUCAGGAAAUCAACAACCACGGAGUCAAACGUUUCGGCGCACACUCCUGGGAGGAAGAUGCGAAUAGGACAGCCAAACACAAUCUCUUAAAUACCAAUGCGAAUGCCCAGAUGGGUGGCGAUACAGGACAAGCUGACCAGUCAAACCAAAACAAAAAAAUGGUCCCACAAAUACAAUACUUCGGCAACAUUGGAGAACAGUGUGGCAUGCCCGCAGCUGCACGAACCAAUGUCUGGGCACCGUUGUGUGUUGGAUUGCCACACACUCAACAUAAUCAACAAAUUGUCUCGCCUACAAACCAAGUGCCCGUCCAGCAGAGCAUGUUUCCAACACUGUAUUACAUUCCGACUGCGGCACAAACCACCAAAUUUAACCAAGACGGAAAAGUUAACACCGGUCUACCGCUCCACUACACACAAGGAUUAAUAUAUCCAUCACCGCCGCUGCUCUAUUUACAUCCUACGAUGGUGCCGAUGUCAUUUGCCAAUUUAACUAGUUCUGUGCCGCUUCCAGAACAGCUGACUCGAAUUUCAACUCUUACAACGACACAAUCUUUAAUGGCUGCACCUAAUCCAACAAAGACACAAGACUCUUACCAACCAACCGCAUCAAGACAGUUACAAAGAUCCUCGUCUCAAGCUACAUCUGUGAAGGCAGAACCAGGCUCAAAUAUGGCUCUUUCGGAUGUUUCCAAAAAAGGAAUUGCUGACUCACCUGUUCAAUCAGAAACUGAAGACUACGUUGGAGAACAACAUAACCAAAUUGUACAUAAUCAAAAUACUGAUAGUAAUGGUAACAAUGACGAUAUGGAUGGUUCGAGUUUUUCAAGUUUUUAUUCGUCAUUUAUUAAAACAACAGAUGACUCAGAAGAUCCACAAGAAAACGAUAAGGAAACAAUUUAUCGAAAGUUUAAAGUCGAAUUGGUGGCUAAAUUAAUUGAGACAGGUGAAGAAGAACAGACCCAACAUGGAGAUGGAUAAAAUAUUUGUAAUUGUUAUUUUUCGUGGAUUUAAGAAUAUAAUUAUGUCACAAAAAAGAACAGAUACAAUAUCAGGCCACUUGCGUUCUUGCUUUUUUUUAAAGUUUAUUAUAGAACUACGUUAAAAUUUAUUAAAUAAGCAUAAUUGAAAAUAUUUCAUGUCAAUAAUGUCACACUGCAUAUAAUUUUAUACCUUAUAACCUUGAGGCUCAAAUUUUAUUAACAGGCUUCCAUGGCAAAUAUGAAGCUGCUGUUGUCGCUAGUUUUCCUAUUUUUAAGUGUACGAAAUUUGUUAUCCGAUUUUAUCGAAUAAUGUCACAUUACAUUACUUAAAUAGAUUUUAUUAUUUCUUUAUAUUUUUUGUACAUUUUUAAUUUAAAUUUAUUAAAAAAAAAUAAGAGCUUAUAUUGCAACUUUUUUCAUUUAAAUUUAUAUUUAAAUAUAAAAAAGUACAAACAUUUGGUCUAUAAGUUACCUUAUUU
This is a messenger RNA of Eupeodes corollae, 4309 nucleotides long. It is a transcript of the gene per, whose product is annotated as period circadian protein. The transcript has 11 exons. The coding region runs from base 802 to 3828 and encodes 1008 amino acids. Gene Ontology annotation, biological process: negative regulation of transcription by RNA polymerase II; entrainment of circadian clock by photoperiod; circadian regulation of gene expression. Gene Ontology annotation, cellular component: cytoplasm; nucleus. Gene Ontology annotation, molecular function: transcription corepressor binding; transcription cis-regulatory region binding. The record is from RefSeq and is a predicted model, not a curated record. Lineage: Eukaryota; Metazoa; Arthropoda; Insecta; Diptera; Syrphidae.